Talaromyces stipitatus ATCC 10500 is the source of this 1442-nucleotide messenger RNA. RefSeq names its product arsenite efflux transporter (ArsB), putative. Gene Ontology annotation, molecular function: arsenite transmembrane transporter activity; antimonite transmembrane transporter activity; antiporter activity. The record is from RefSeq and is a predicted model, not a curated record. Gene Ontology annotation, cellular component: plasma membrane. Bases 485 to 1348 code for a protein of 287 amino acids. Gene Ontology annotation, biological process: antimonite transmembrane transport; arsenite transport. The transcript is spliced from 3 exons. Lineage: Eukaryota; Fungi; Ascomycota; Eurotiomycetes; Eurotiales; Trichocomaceae.
AUGGAAGCAGUGAUAUAAAUAAUGGGCUUAAGGAUUAGGUAUUCUUCUUUUUCGACAUCUUAAGCUCUCUGCGCUCUGCACUCUUGCCUCGGUGCAUAUCUACGUAUCUUUUUGAUAUAGUCCACGAGAUUGUGAUAGAGAGAUCAAUAUGUCUCAACUACGCCCUGAGUCUCUUGACUCAUCGACAAAGCAAGUUUGCGACGUGGAAAAACAAGGAGAGCGCGGCCUCCCACAGGAUGAGUUUCAGAGCAAGCAAUCUGCGUUCAAAGAUCUCGCUCUACUUGACCGCUUCCUUGCUGUAUGGAUUUUUCUCGCAAUGGCUAUCGGCAUUAUAUUGGGAAAUUUUGUCCCCAAUACCGGGCCUGCGUUACAGAAAGGGAAGUUUGUAGGGGUUUCGGUUCCAAUCGGUGAGUACUUAUAGAAGCUCUAGGCGAGAAACGAUAGAUGUACUAACUCGUGUCUAACAGCCGUCGGCCUUCUUGUCAUGAUGUAUCCCAUUCUUUGCAAAGUUCGAUAUGAGGGUCUGCAUCAUGUAUUCCGUACACGACAGAUAUGGACGCAGAUUGCCUUUAGCAUAUUCGUCAACUGGAUCAUAGCUCCAUUCUUUAUGCUGGCGUUGGCCUGGGCAUUUCUUCCCGAUGAACCAGAGCUAAGAGAGGGUCUGGUUCUUGUUGGAGUAGCUCGAUGUAUUGCUAUGGUCUUGAUCUGGACCGGAUUAGCAGGAGGCGACAACGAAUAUUGCGCCAUUCUCGUCGCCAUCAACUCAAUCCUUCAGAUGGUUCUCUUCGCUCCUCUCGCCGUUUUCUUUAUUGAAGUAAUCAGCCAGGAUCCUAUCGACUUUGAUUACGGGAUUGCCGCUAAAAGCGUCGCUGUUUUCCUUGGGAUCCCUCUAGGUGCCGCAAUAGUAACCCGUUUCACCCUCCGACGGCUUACGACCGCAAGAUGGUAUGAUGAAGUCUUUAUCAGAUGGGUAAGCCCGUUGUCAUUGAUUGGCCUGCUAUUUACGAUCUUGGUGCUUUUCGCUUCCCAGGGACGCCAGGUGGUACAUCAGAUUGUGUCUGUCGUCCGAGUUGCAGCACCCCUUAUUGUUUAUUUCACUGUUAUCUUCUUCACUACCCUCUAUAUCACAUAUAAGCUCGGAUUUGGGUACAAGCUGGCAGCCACCCAGAGCUUUACCGCGGCUAGCAAUAACUUCGAACUCGCUAUUGCCGUUGCCGUUGCAACUUUUGGAGCAGAUAGCAAUCAAGCUCUCGCAGCAACUGUGGGUCCAUUGAUUGAGGUCCCAGUGCUGUUAGGGCUUGUUUAUGGAGUGAAAUUUCUGGCGAAACGAGUGGGUUGGAAGGAUUAACUUUGGAACAUCUUUAUGAAGAAUAUAUGUAAUGGCAUAAUGGAAAUAGAGCUGAUUUCAUAAUGAGAAUCUCAGGUUAAGGCACUUCAGUUUU